This is a messenger RNA of Brassica rapa (field mustard), 4907 nucleotides long. RefSeq names its product ankyrin repeat domain-containing protein 13B. Gene Ontology annotation, cellular component: cytoplasm. NCBI's taxonomy places the organism in Eukaryota, Viridiplantae, Streptophyta, Magnoliopsida, Brassicales, Brassicaceae. Gene Ontology annotation, molecular function: protein binding. The record is from RefSeq and is a predicted model, not a curated record.
AAUACACUUUUAGCUUGUUUUGAAUUGACUAAUUGUUUUGAUUAACUUUUAUUUUCUAACAUAGAUCUAAUUUUUUAAAAUAAAAAAUCGAUAUAGGGAUGUGAAUAUCAGUUAAUAUAAUUAUUGUACAUUACAAAGUCAUUAUAUAUAUAAUUACAAAGUAAGAUAAUUCUUAUAUACGUUGUGUCAUUAUCUGUAAAUAAUAUUUUAUAUUAUUAAAUUUAAAAAAUUAUGAUUUAAAACGUUGUAUAAUUAAAUAUUAAUCAAACAAAAUAUUUGUAUAAAUAUGUUUUUUAAAAUAUGUUUAAUUUUUUAAAAAAACACAAAUAAUAAUUUAUUAUGUUGAUGUGCGAGCAAAACACUUAGUUGGAUUAAAGAUCUUUAAUUUAAAAACUGUGUUAGUCAAAGAAAAAAAUCUAGUAAUAAAGUUUUCACUUAGCUAAAGAGUUAUGGAUUUAAUUGUUUUUUGCGUUGACUGUUGACUAGAUAAAUACAGAAACAUACUUAUUUGCUUCAGAGUUAUUCUAACUCUUCAGUACCGGAAACAAUAUGGCAAAGCCUUCGCCGGUGAAGAUACCAACCACAACUCUAGAUGACUACGCUCACAGCCCAUUCCAUUACGCCGUCGUUUUAGGAGACCACGCCGGUUUAAUCCGUCUCGUCUCGUCCUUGCCUAAGCUAACCGAACCAGAACAAAUCCACACCGAGUCCGACUCUGUCAGCCAAGAGCGAGCCGCCGAGAUAAUCUCCGCCGUCAUCGACCGCCGCGACGUCCCGUUCCGAGAAACGCCUCUCCACUUAGCGGUGCGCAUCGGCGACGUUCUCGCGGUGAAGACGUUAUCCUCCGCCGGCGCUGAUGCCGCGCUUCGGAACGUCGCAGGCUGGAACGCGUUGGACGAGGCGGUUCGUCGCGGGAACGCCGAGAUCACGGAGAUGAUUCUCCGGCAUCAGCGGCGUUCAGCGUGGUGCAGAUGGAGGCGGAGGCUGCCGUGUCUGAUCGCGGUUCUUGAACGCAUGAGAGACUUCUACGUGGAGGUUUCUAUCAGCUUCGAGAGCUCCGUGAUCCCCUUCUUUGGGAAGGUAGCUCCUUCCGAUACUUACAGGAUAUGGAAACGUGGUGAAGAUCUACGCGCUGAUACGUCGUUAACCGGGUUCGACCGGUUUAAAAUUCGCCGCGCGAACCGGAGAUUUCUCUUCCUUGGUGAAGGAGACGUGUCUAGUAGUAGUCCCGGUACGUUGCUUGUGUUGAACAGAGAGGAUAAAACGAUAUCGAACGCGUUUGAAAACGCGGGCGAGACGGUUAGCGAGAGAGAGAUGGAUUUUACCAAAGCAGAGCUCGUUGUAAUGAAGAACUGGCGAGGGAAGGAGAAGGUUGAGACCGUCGGAGAGUGGAAAGCGAAACGUUACGAGGCCAAGAACGUGAGUUUUAGUUUAAAAUCGCCGAAAGUUGCCGUCGCCGCCGGAGAAACAGAGAAGAACUCGCCUUCGUUAACGAGGCAGCUCAGUUGUUCCGACGUUGAGGAGAAAGAAGUUCAGCCGUCGUCGUUGCGGAGGGGGAGAAAGUCGGUUUCUUUACCGGCGGCGGAGGUUUCUGUGGCGGGUUCGGUUCCAAGGAUCAAAGGAAAGGAGACUGUGAAGAGCUUGAGUCCUUUGGUUUGGUUAACGGAUGAUUUUCCUUUGACGACGGAGGAGCUGCUUCCGGUUCUUGAUAUUUUAGCCAUUAAUGUUGAAGCCGUUCGGAGAAUGAAGGAGCUGCUCACCGUUAAGUUCCCGCCGGGAACUUUCCCGGUUAAGAUGUCGAUACCGGUGAUCCCAACGGUGAAGGUAGUCAUAACAUUUAGCAAGUUCGUGGCUCUCCCGUCGAUGGAUUUCUACACACCAGUGUCAAGCCCGAGUCACAUCUCAGCUGGAGUCGAAGACCAAUGCGACGUGGAAUCUGAUAUAAGAACCUCGACUACAAGGCGAUCAUUCUCUUGGCUGAGACUGAAGGCUACCAAGAAAAGCUCACAGCGACGGUUGAAGAAGGAGCAGGCACAAAAGGAGGACCCAUUUGCAAUACCAGCAGGGUAUAAGUGGACGAGCAACACAGACUAAUCAGGUAAUCAUAUACUAUUUGGGCUGAAUGUUUUGAUGGGACAAUGUUAUAGUCUUAUAGAUGAUUAAUACUAUGUGUUUCAUUUUGUUGUUGUUGUAAACUCGUGACGUCAACCAUGAAGAAUCUAUCGUCGAUCAAGCUAAGUCAAAGAAAGAUGAUUACGAUGUUUAUAAUGUUCUUGAUCACCUAACUCUCGUUUAGGAUAGUCUUAAGUUGUUAUCUUCUAUGAUAAUAAUAAGUGGAAUUCCAGUUAUAAAUAUAUAGCCAAAAGCAGAGGCGUGCCUACAGUGUAUUAAAAAAAACAUUCGCCUCAGGUCCCCGAUUAAUAUAACUGUUUUUAGGGUCCCAAAAUUUAAAAUAAUUUCUACUAUAGUGGUUUAGACUUAUAUAAAAAAAACAUUUCUACGAAAAUUAUUUUUUGAAUUCAUGUAUUUUUUUCUAUAUGACAUAAUAUAACAUAUUUACGUUAUAAACUUAUUCUUUUACAGUAUUAGAGUUGUGUAUUUGGUGAAAAUAAUAUAUUAUAUUAGAAAAUUAUUUUUAUUACGGUUGUAAAUAAAUUUAUUUUUAAAACUUGCCUUAGAGCAUCUCCAACCCCACUCCAUAUUUUACUCCAAAAUUGAGAAAAUAGAGUAAUCCUUUUAUUUUUUUGUUCAUUACUCCAUUUUCCACUCCAUUUUCUCAAUUUUGGAAUAAAAUAUGGAGUGGGGUUGGAGAUGCCCUUAGACCCCUAAAACUCUUCGCACGGCGCUGAGCCAAAGCAUAGAUUUAAAUAAUUGAUCUGAACGCAAACGUUAUAUAUGAUUGGGUCUAAAGUUCACAUUAAAAUUUACGUUAAUGUUUGCAUUUUCUUUGUAUACCUUAUCAUUAGUACAUGUAAAAGUAUGAAACACAUGUUUUUCUACAGAAAAAAUUUAGAGGAUGUUCCCUACCGAGAGGUCCAAACUAUUUUUUAGAAAAAUAAAGAAUUUUCAACGUGAGUUUAACUCAUAAUCUCUUAGAUUCAUACUAAGAUUAUUUAAGAGUUUUAGUGCGUAGUUAAAACUUAAAACACAUGUUCACACUUUCAACGGGAUGAUCACUUUCGUGAACGGUGAACUUUUGAAGACGAUGCAUUUGUUUCUUUUUUCUUUCUUCUUUCAUAGGUACAUAUAACGAAAAAUAUUUGAACAUUUUAAGGAAAUAUUAAAUAAAUGAUAGGAACUUAACAAGAAAAGAAAUAAAUAGCGAGGGAGAAUAUUUGGAAAGAUGAGCCAUAUUAACUCCGAAAUUCAAAUGUAUAUUGGGAGUGACAUAACCCCACCAACAUGCCUUGCUUUCUCUUACAAACCUCAUAAAUACUAAAUUGAAAGGUCGAGGGAGUUCCUUUAAUUAAUCGUUAUCUAGUUAUGUAUCAUCCAUAGUUCAUUUGUUUAUAGUUUAGAAUCAGAUACUCGUAUUACAAAUAAAAAUAUACAACGAUUUAUUACUGUAUAAAAACACCAGUAAAAUACGUAAUGAAAACUUCGGAUAUAUUAGUUCAUGCUUAUUUUGUCGGGGCUACAAAUGGAUUAGUUCAGUUCAUGUAAUAAGAAACCAAUCAAUUCUUUUUCUCUCUAUAAUAAAAUAACUAAAUGCAUAUUUAAUGGAAAAUAAACAUAUUAUAUUGAUUUACAUAGAAGAGUUUGAGGUGGUUAGGUCACAUAUUUAGAUGUUAUCAGAGACCAAUUUGUUAGGCCACUGCGGCAACGAAUUUCUUGGAAUUCAUCUGAAAUUAUUUUGAUAAUUGAUAUCAUCGGUUGUAAAAUAUAUAUAUAUAUUUAUACAUACUAGUAUAAACAAUUCAAAUUUAACAAGAACACAUACUAAUACCUAUAUUCGAAAAAAGUAUUCUAUAGAAACAGUUCAAAUUUAAUUAACAACCUCCUUUUUGGUAUGGGGUUGUUGGUCUAAUUUAAUGCAUAGUCUCUUCUUCUUCAACCAUCUUCAUAUUUAUAUCAUCUUCUUCACUUUGCAGUCCCAUAGACUUUGUAAAAUAGCCAAACUCUUCUUCUCUUCUCCCUUGAUUCUUCUCCUUACUACUUUUGACGUUGCCUAAGAGUUUUGUAAGGAUCCAGUGACCUUUCCCGGUAAAGUAAGUUUUUUGUGCCGACAAUCAUUUCUUAUAUAAUUUGAUUUGAUGUAUAGUUGAUGCUACUCUUUUGUUCUCGAUUUUCUGGAGCUGACUAGUGAUAAUCGGGUGAGACUGGUGUUGAUGUAAAGGUAACGCGAGAUAUUAGUGCGGUUCAAUCAAAUAGUCGUACUCUUAGCUAUUAGAGAUCGGUUUUGUUCGAUUGAGCCGUGCCAAUAUCACGCAUAAAACCAACAUGGCAAAGAUGGUUAUUACCCGUAAAAGUAUAUUGUCAGUCUUCUUUUAAGGUAUAUUGUCAAUCUUUUUUUAAAAAAUAAUUCCAUUCUGAAUGAUAUCCAGUUUGAUAAUUUCUUAUUACUUUCUUUUUGUUUUACUUUGCAAGCUUCCAAGGUACAUGAUGUUAACAAGUAACACAAACCCCAAAAUCCAAGUACAAGGGCGAAAACACUUCUAUUUUUAGAAAGUAUCAAAGGAAUUUCAAGCAAAGAAUAUGUAGUAACAUGCUAAGGGAGUAGAAGUUGUAGCUAGAUCGUAAAUGUUGUCGUUGUUUACAAUAGUGAGAAUGUUGCAACAAUUCUAAAAAGUUAUAUAUAUGUUUUUUAGUUUGUAAUUACUGCACUUGAAUCUAUAAUUUAACUGCAGACAGAUUUGUCUUGGUUUUAUUAAUUUAAUAAGUGUAUGGUUUAAGAGCUUUUUCGUUAA